Microcebus murinus (gray mouse lemur) is the source of this 1554-nucleotide messenger RNA. RefSeq names its product myogenin (gene MYOG). Gene Ontology annotation, molecular function: protein dimerization activity; RNA polymerase II cis-regulatory region sequence-specific DNA binding; DNA-binding transcription factor activity, RNA polymerase II-specific. NCBI's taxonomy places the organism in Eukaryota, Metazoa, Chordata, Mammalia, Primates, Cheirogaleidae. The record is from RefSeq and is a predicted model, not a curated record. Gene Ontology annotation, biological process: skeletal muscle cell differentiation; muscle organ development; positive regulation of transcription by RNA polymerase II.
AUCUCUGGUUCCAUGCCAGCGGGGAGGGUUUAAAUGGCACCCAGCAGUUGGCGUGAGGGGCCGCAGGAGCUUGGGGGCCGGUGGCAGGAACAAGUCUUUUCCGACCCCAUGGAGCUGUACGAGACACCCCCCUACUUCUACCAGGAGCCCCGCUUCUACGACGGGGAAAACUACCUGCCCGCCCACCUCCAGGGCUUCGAGCCGCCGGGCUACGAGCGGACUGAGCUCGGCCUGAGCCCCGAGGCCCGAGGGCCCCUGGAGGACAAGGGGCUGGGGACCCCCGAGCACUGUCCGGGCCAGUGCCUGCCGUGGGCGUGCAAGGUGUGCAAGAGGAAGUCGGUGUCGGUGGACCGGCGGCGCGCGGCCACGCUGCGGGAGAAGCGCCGGCUCAAGAAGGUGAACGAGGCCUUCGAGGCGCUCAAGAGGAGCACCUUGCUCAACCCCAACCAGCGGCUGCCCAAGGUGGAGAUCCUGCGCAGCGCCAUCCAGUACAUCGAGCGCCUGCAGGCCCUGCUCAGCUCGCUCAACCAGGAGGAGCGCGACCUCCGCUACCGGGGCGGGGGCGGGCCCCAGCCGGGGGUGCCCAGCGAGUGCAGCUCCCACAGCGCCUCCUGCAGUCCGGAGUGGGGCAGCGCACUGGAGUUCGGCCCCAGCCCAGCGGAGCACCUGCUCGCAGCUGACCCUACAGACGCCCACAACCUGCACUCCCUCACCUCCAUCGUGGACAGCAUCACAGUGGAGGAUGUGGCCGUGGCCUUCCCAGACGAAACCAUGCCCAACUGAGAUCGUCCGCCAGCCUGGGUGUCUGCGCAAGCCCCCCAAGCUGGCCACAGAUGCCACCACCUCCACAGCAGGGGCCUCCGGAGCCAGGCUGCCCUGCCGCUGGGUGGCCAGCCGUGGGCUGCCAUCAGCCAGACUAUCCCCGUCCUCGUCCGUGUAAGGUUAACCCACCGCCCAGCAAGGGACGGGUGCCCUCAUGUAGCUGACUCUUUAGAGCAGAGGGCACCCCCUUUCCAGGGAGGUAAAGCAGGGGACCAGAGCGCCCCCUCGUGUAUGCCCCCGGCUCAGGGGGCAAACUCAGGAGCUUCCUUUUAUCAUAAUGCACCCUGUAAUUCCACCCCCCAAGGGAAACAGUUUGAGAGGCAAAGACAGUGUUCUGCCCUGGACCAGCUGUGCCUGUCUCCUGUCUGGUCUCUCCCCAUGCCAGUGGCUGGGCUGGGCCUGCCCUCGGUGGAGAGAGAAGAAAGGAGAGGAACAGUCCUCUGUUCCCCAGUCCCUGGGGGGCCAAGCUUUUGCAGUGAAUAUUGGGAACCUUCCAGUGGUUUUAUGUUCUGUUUUGUUUUGUGUGUUGUUUGUAAAGCUGCCAUCUGACCAAGGUCUUCUGUGCUGAAGUUGCUGGGGACAGGCAGGGAAGAGGGGGUGGGGGUUCUUGGGGUGAUUUCUUUUGUUAACUAAGCAUUGUGUGGUUUUGCCAUUGUUUUGUAUUUUUUUUUUUUUUUGCUAACUUAUUUGGAUUUCCUUUUUUAAAAAACAAAUAAAGACUGGUUGCUAGAA